UCCGGCCGCACCACAAGAGCUUCCGGUUGCGCUGGAUGUUGAUGUUCUGCGUUUGAUACCGGGCUGUGCUCGAAGUCCAGCGGGUCCUCUCCAGUCCCCUCCGCGUUUCUGUUCUUGGUGCUGUAACCUCCUCACCCGCCAAGAUGGCGAUGCAAGCGGCCAAGAGGGCGAACAUUCGCCUUCCACCUGAAGUAAAUCGGAUUUUGUAUAUAAGAAAUUUGCCAUACAAAAUCACAGCUGAAGAAAUGUAUGAUAUCUUUGGGAAAUAUGGACCUAUUCGUCAAAUCAGAGUGGGAAACACACCUGAAACUAGAGGAACAGCCUAUGUAGUCUAUGAAGACAUUUUUGAUGCCAAGAAUGCAUGUGACCACCUGUCAGGAUUCAACGUUUGUAACAGAUAUCUUGUGGUUUUGUACUACAAUGCCAACAGGGCAUUUCAGAAGAUGGACACCAAGAAAAAGGAGGAACAGUUGAAGCUUCUCAAGGAGAAAUAUGGCAUCAACACAGAUCCACCAAAAUAAAAGUUUCUCGCAUUUUCAUUUUGGACUAACACCUAUGAGUGACCACCACCACCAUUUUUUCCUUUGUAAUUAAUACUGAAUAUUGUUGUU
Molecule: messenger RNA, 611 nt
Organism: Dipodomys ordii (Ord's kangaroo rat)
Lineage: Eukaryota; Metazoa; Chordata; Mammalia; Rodentia; Heteromyidae
Gene: Sf3b6
Product: splicing factor 3b, subunit 6, 14kDa
Exons: 4
Coding region: 144-521 (125 amino acids)
Cellular component (GO): ribonucleoprotein complex; cytoplasm; nucleus
Molecular function (GO): mRNA binding
Source: RefSeq, a predicted model, not a curated record